Gallus gallus (chicken) is the source of this 4288-nucleotide messenger RNA. RefSeq names its product heat shock protein family A (Hsp70) member 13 (gene HSPA13). Gene Ontology annotation, molecular function: ATP hydrolysis activity; ATP binding; ATP-dependent protein folding chaperone. Gene Ontology annotation, cellular component: plasma membrane; cytoplasm; cytosol. The transcript is spliced from 5 exons. The record is from RefSeq and is marked validated. Lineage: Eukaryota; Metazoa; Chordata; Aves; Galliformes; Phasianidae. Bases 47 to 1465 code for a protein of 472 amino acids. Gene Ontology annotation, biological process: vesicle-mediated transport; protein refolding; cellular response to unfolded protein.
GUCAGCAGUCGGCGUUGACCGGUGCUGCGGCAGCCGGCGAGCAGCGAUGGCCGGGCAGAUGGCGGUGCUGGGUUCGGCAGUUCUGGCUCUCCUGCUAGCUGGCUAUCUAGCACAACAGUAUUUACCAAUGCCUACACCAAAAGUAAUUGGGAUUGAUCUUGGCACGACUUACUGCUCUGUCGGUGUCUUUCUUCCUGGAACAGGGCAGGUGAAGGUUAUUGCAGAUGAAAACGGGCAUAACAGCAUUCCAAGUAUAGUGUCUUUCACGGACAGACACGUAUACGUUGGAUACGAUGGCCUAGAACUUGCUGAUGCAAAUCCUCAGAACACUAUAUAUGAUGCAAAAAGAUUCAUUGGGAAGAUCUUCACUUCCGAAGAACUGAAGAGUGAAAGUAGCAGGUAUCCAUUUAAGAUUUUCAACAACGAUGGAUCAGCUGAAUUUUCUGUGACAACAAAUGAAACCUUUCGUGUCUCUCCGGAGCAUAUUGGCUCUCAGCUGCUACUGAAAUUGAAGAGAAUGGCAGAAGACCAUCUUGGUGUGCCCAUUUUGAAGGCAGUCAUCUCUGUGCCAGCAGAGUUUGAUGAAAGGCAACGGAAUGCCACUGUUAAGGCCGCUAACCUUGCAGGGCUAGAAAUCUUGAGAGUAAUCAAUGAACCCACAGCUGCAGCUAUGGCUUAUGGACUCCACAAAGCUGAUGUGUUUAAUGUUCUGGUGGUAGAUUUGGGUGGAGGAACUUUGGAUGUGUCCCUGCUGAACAAGCAGGGAGGGAUGUUCCUCACACGAGCCAUGGCAGGUAACAACAAACUUGGAGGACAAGAUUUUAAUCAGAGGUUGAUGCAGCACUUAUACGAUCAACUCAAUCAAGUUUAUGGUUCUCUGCCAUCGAGAAAAGAAGAAAUACAUCGCCUCAGACAGGCUGUGGAAGCAGUUAAAUUAAAUUUGACUAUUCAUGAAGCGUCUACGUUAAGGGUGUCAUUGACCAUGCCAGAAAGGAAGCUUACAAAAGAACUUCCUGAAAGUGAGGUAAAGCUAAAUACUAUUCAUAACAGCAAGCCUUCACAGAAAACAGAAGACUUGAAAAAUCGUGGAGAUGCUUCAGAUGAAGAAAACAACGUUGUCAAAGUUGUGUUUGAAAGAGAAAUUUCUAGGAAACUGUUUGAGAUGUUGAACGAGGACCUUUUUAAGAAGAUUCUUGUUCCCAUUGAACAAGUGUUGAAGGAAGGCCACCUACGCAAAGAGGAAGUGGAUGAAAUUGUAUUAGUUGGGGGCUCCACCCGGAUUCCUAAAAUACGUGAAGUUAUUCGGGAUUUCUUUGGAAAGGAACCCAACACCUCAGUAGACCCUGAUCUAGCAGUUGUAAUGGGUGUAGCUAUCCAAGCAGGAAUUGUUGGUGGGUCCUGGCCUCUCCAAGUAAGCGCGAUAGAAAUUCCCAAUAAGCAUUUAAGAAAGACUAAUUUUAAUUAAAGAUAAACUUUCCCACGGCAUCCCAUCUCUCCAAAAGCAUACUCUGAUGGUGCGUACUCAUCUGACUGUCAGUGGAGCCUAACCUUAGCCAUAUAAUAUUCUUUUAUUCUUUUUUUUUUUUUUUGUAAUCUAUUUGAGUUAAAUGUUACCUUAAAGGUACGAGUGGUUUUUAAAGCUCUGAAAUUGUCUUUGAAGUUGUGUUUGCUUCUAGAUUGGAUACAGAAUGAAAAUCCUAAACAUAACACACUCAUAUUCUUUUGCUAAAUUUUAUUAGCAAAUGUGGAAGAGGUGUUUGUUUAAAAAUUAAAGAGAGUGUGACCAAAGGUUAGAAAUAAUACAGCAUUGUAGUAUGGAUGUUCCUGUGUCAAAUCUAUUUUAUUUGAAAGAAUGUGAAGCAGUGUUAACGCACAUAGCACUAGCAGUGUUGAGCUAAAAUUUAUUUAUUAAAAUGAGUCAUUUGAGCAUUUAAAAACCUUUCUAAAAGGCAUACUGCAGCUUGAAUGAGAUUUAUGCAUUCAGUCAAAUCUGCUGCUGUUCAUAACAGCAUACGUUUUACGAAGACCACGUGGCAAAAUACUGUCUCAUGUUUGAGUCAAAACAUAUUAAGAAAUUCAGCUCUUGCUAACGUGGAGUUGCUUAGUGUGUCUACAAUGGCUAACUUCCUGAAACAUUCUGAAUGGUUAACGCAUAGGUGCCGCUGUCUUACACUUAAGAACAAGUGCAUAUCACCAACUGUUUCUACCUUUCUCCAACUUUUUUGAAAACGUAUUAAUUUUAUGUAUCUUGAAGCUACAUGUGUAUAUUUUCCCUUAAUUUUUUACCAAGAUGAAUUAAAUUGUUGCACAAUUACAAGAGUAUGACAUUUCCCCCCCCCAGCUCUACUGUUUUUAGGGGAAGAAGUGUGGGACCAAAUGAACUGCUUGGAUGAAGUCUAGUUCCUCUUGUUGAUGAAAACUCUUCCAGCUUUGUCUUACAUUUUAGCUAGUAUCUCUGCUUUAAGUUGUGUCAUAUUCCUCCUCUAAACUCAACAUAGAUUAGAGAUGGUAGCUGUUCAUCCAAGAAGGAAGCAGUGCCUGCAACUCAGGAUUUGAGGUAAUGUUUCUUUGGUCCAAAUACUUUGCCACUCACCUACCUAGCAAAUGCAAGAGGGGAAAAGGAUGAUAAAAUUAAAAAAAAUAAUUGUGAAGCUCAGCUAUUUUUUUUUUUUUUAUGGAAAGUUAAAGCAUUACUUAAUGGGCCAAGGGAUUUUCUAUCUGUUUAGAACUCUCCAGUGAAGGCAUUCAGCUAAGGUUUGUCUUCAUUCAUCAGCGCAGUAUCAGGUAAGCUCUAGUAAUAGGUGAUUCUAAGCAUUUCCUUGUAUCCUCCAAAAAAUAACUUUGAUAAGUGUGCCAAGACAUAAAGUGUGGGCUUAGAUCUAUAGUUUAACCUCUGACCAUGUUAAAAUAGGCCUAUUAUUCUCCUGGCAGUAGACCAGAUCUAUGACACUGCCUUCCCAAUCGUGCUGAUGCAGCUGUUUGCAUAGCUGUAGCCUAAACAUACAUACCUUUGAAGUAAUCCUAUUAAAAACCACUUGAAUUUUAGUUUUGUGCAGCCAUUCCAUGGGUGGUAUUUAACUUCACAGAGAUUCUCAAAAUACUGAUAAGGUUUAAUUUCACUGAGUUGGAAACUAAAGAGACUUUUUGGAUGCCUUUUUUCCUUCCUUUAUACCCUUUGAAAGUGACCAUCUUUACGUCUGUAUGGGAAUUCUAGUAAAAUCUGGUAAUGUAUUAAAAUAAAAUAUUGCAUGUUUAUAAAAGUGAGUGAGGUAAGGGACUAAGGUGAAUAGAACUAAAACUCCUGAGUUGAAAGAGGUCUUUUUAUUGAAGUCAUGGGUGGAUGCCAAUAUGCAGUACAGUUCUCAUGUGCAGUUGCCUUGCAGAUGUAUUUGUGUAUAUUCAGUAUAUUUUUUCCAAAGUAUUUGGAGUCACUGUGGCCUUUCUGCUGCCCUGUGGUAAAUUCAUCUCAAAAUAUAGUGGAAUUUUUGUACAACUUCAGGUUGUUUUUUUGUUUGUUUGUUUAGUGCAGAUCUGCUUAUUUUACACAGUGCAAUAAAAUAGAUUAAAAGAAAACCACAUUGCAGUUGAGCUAAACUAUUAAAAGCUUUUUGUGGUUUUGGGACAAGAUAGGCCGAAGUGAGGGUGUACCUUUAAGCUGUUUAAACAAUGCAAAUAAUGGAAGUACUUCAGCACAUUCCUUCGCUCUGGAGGAGGUUAAAAAUCUCUGGUUUUAAUCUGGGAGUUGUAAGGGUAGGGUGAGUUGUUUAUUUGUAUUAAAAAAAUAAUUAAAAUCACAACAGGGUAUUUAUUCUUUCAGUUUUCUAUAUAGAUUGUAGUAGAAAAGCUGCUGUACAUCAGAUAUCUCCCAGUGUAUCCUUAUUUAUUUAUUUUUCUGAUUUCUGCAAUCAAGUUAUCUAUUUCGUCUUUGAUCCUACUACUGUAUUUUGGCACAAACCAUCAUAUUUUAAAGAUGAGUAGGACACUGGGCUAAGUGGAUGUUUUCAGAUAUGCAGAUGUACUGCUUAUCAGAAGUCUUUAAAUAAAUUGAUGUUUGAAGGCUGAAAUCUUUCUACAACCUCUCCUGGAAAUCUUGAGUAUGGUUGCCUGUGACAUAAAGCGUAUGACAAAUGUAUACAGUUCAAGCUUGUGUUGCGAGUUGAAAUUCUGGAAGUCUAAGCUGCCUCACCACCAGUAUGUUCCUGAAUUGUUUCCAAAUGCAGAUGAUGAAACGCGUCUUAUAAAUACCCUUUUAGAAUGUUUUUAAUAAAACCAAUUUCUGUCCUUUGGA